AUCGUAAGAGAGUAAAGAUAAAAUAACUUUGGACGACGAAAAAGAAAAUACGAUGAAAUAAUACUUUCCUUUUCUUAGAUGAUCUCAUAGAUUCUUCCUCAAAAAACACUAUGCAUGAUUCAAAAAUGUCACCGAUUUCAGAUCUCUUCCCGAAAACACAUUUAAUCUCACUCCUUACGCAAUUCUAAUUCUCACCGCCAUCUUAUCGAUUCUAUGGUACAUCUCCAAACGCUCGCCACAACCGCCUCUACCCCCUGGACCACGAGGGCUACCAAUAGUCGGAAACCUCCCGUUUCUUGACCCGGACCUUCACACCUACUUUGCUAACCUAGCAAAAAAACACGGUCCAAUCUUCAAACUCAAUCUUGACUCGAAACUAACCGUCGUGGUCAACUCUCCAUAGCUAGCUCGAGAGAUCUUGAACGAUCAAGAUAUCGAUUUCGCAAACCGAGACGUUCCUAUCACUGGCCGAGCCGCUACAUAUGGCGGUAUUGACAUCGUUUAGUCACCAUACGGCGCCGUGUGGAGACAGCUUAGAAAAAUUUGGUUCUCAAACUCCUUAGCCGCAAGACUUUGGACUCUUUCUACGCCCGACGCAAAGAAGUCCGAGAAAGAACGAGAUAUCUAUACAAGAAAGGUCAAGAAAAAUCCCCCAUUAAAGUCGGAGAUCAAUUGUUUUUGACGAUGUUGAAUCUGACUAUGAAUAUGUUAUGGGGAGGGUCGGUGGAAGCAGAGGAGAUGGAGAGUGUAGGAACAGAGUUUAAAGGAGUUAUCACUGAGUUAACCGGGCUUUUGGGUGAGCCUAAUGUUUCUGACUUUUUCCCGUGGCUAGCGAGAUUCGAUCUUCAAGGGCUUGUUAAGAGGAUGCGUGUGUGUUCUCUAGAGCUCGAUGCGGUUCCCAUUACCGCUAACCAUGUCAAAGCCGUACUCACGGAUAUGGUGGUUGGUGGCACAGACACAUCAACAAACACGAUAGAGUUUGCAAUGGCUGAGCUAAUGAGCAACCCGGAGUUCAUAAAAAGGGCACAACAAGAGCUAGACGAAGUUGUCGACAAAGACAAUAUUGUUGAAGAAUCACACAUCACUAGACUUCCUUACAUAUUAGCCAUUAUGAAAGAAACGCUUAGGCUUCACCCUACUCUUCCUUUGUUAGUCCCUCACCGUCCGGCUGAAACAGCCUUGGUAGGCGGCUACAAUCCUAAAGACACUAAGAUCUUCGUCAAUGUUUGGUCUAUUCAGAGAGACCCAAAUGUCUGGGAGAACCCAACAGUGUUUCGUCCAGAAAGGUUUCUUGAUAACAACACUUGUGAUUUCACUGGAGCCAAUUAUAGCUAUUUUCCGUUUGGAUCUGGCCGGAGAAUUUGCGCCGGUGUAGCACUCGGCGAGAGGAUGGUUUUGUACACUCUCGCGACACUACUGCAUUCGUUCGAUUGGAAGAUACCAGAAGGACAAGUGUUGGAUUUAGAAGAGAAGUUUGGGAUUGUCUUAAAGCUCAAGACCCCUCUUGUUGCCUUGCCCAUUCCGAGGUUGUCCGAUUCGGAUCUUUAUCUAUAAAUGCGAAGAUUGUUACAUUUGGCAAUGCGAAAAUAAAGUUAGGAAGAUUUACUCAGA
Messenger RNA from Camelina sativa (false flax), 1611 nucleotides. Its product is annotated as flavonoid 3',5'-hydroxylase CYP75B138-like. The record is from RefSeq and is a predicted model, not a curated record. Gene Ontology annotation, molecular function: heme binding; monooxygenase activity; iron ion binding. Lineage: Eukaryota; Viridiplantae; Streptophyta; Magnoliopsida; Brassicales; Brassicaceae.